CCUCUCUCUCUCUCUCUCACAAGCCGAAACUGAAGAAAGCAUUUAAGUCGCCUCAUCUUCGCUCUUUCCUUCAAAGUCUUCUCUCUCUGUAUAACUCUCAUUUAAUAAACUCCAAAAAUUGUCUCCACAUCUCUCUCUAUAUAUUAAUAAUCUUUUCUUUUUUUUUUAUGAAGAAUAAUAAAGAGAACAAGACGACUACUAGUACUACUAGAACUAUUAUAAAGGAUAGCAGUGUGAGUUUGUUUCUUCUACUUUUGCUUUAUUAUUCUCUUCUUUAACCGUUUCCGCUUCCCACCGGAUGCCAUCUGAACAACAUAUACUUCAGCCGGGCAGAAGAAACAUAUAUUGUCCCCUUUUAAGGUUUCAUCAUAAUUUGAUCCCAGGAAUUGGGAAGUUUUUCAUCUUCUAGCUAGGACUAACCAACUUUUGUACAUAAGAUAGUUAAGACUCUAUCAUCAAUGGAGUUGAAGAACAUGGUUGCUUUGGUUUCUCGUACUGGAAGACAUUUGCAGCGUUACGACAAAGGUUCUCGAGUUGUUGUCGGGUUAGUUUAGUUUCUUUCUUUUCUUGAUAAUAAUUCUUCCAUUUGCUGAUUUGCAUGAACGGCCCCUUAUUUUUCUUUUUCCUUUUUUUUCCCCCGGCUUUUUGUAGUAUGAUAAUCUUCUUCUUCUUCUUCUUUUCUUUUUUUUUUCUAAUAAAUAGUAUGAUAAUCUUCAAAUUAAUUAAGUUCACACUUCUUCCAAGUUGUUUCGGGAAAGUGGGAAAAAAAAAAUCUUCAAGUUGCUAUUUUGGCUCUUUCAAAUGUGAACGGUCAGCGUUUGUUUUAUCCUUUUUUUUUUUAACGUUUUAUUUUGGGAUUUCAAUUCUCAAUUUAUGGGGUUUAUCCCUAGCCCCUAAUUGUUUGUUGUUCUUGAUAAUACACUUUUGGUAAGAGUUACCCCUAUUUAAUCAAGGGGGUCCAUUUCGAUAUGCACGUGCUUAAUUUUGUGCAAAACAAUGGAGUGGUUACUCGAAGAAUAGUCCAACAAUGAUUGUAAAAUGUCACUAUUUUGAUGAGGUUUUGUGGCUGACCACUGAUAAUGACGAUGAACCUGACAAUCUGCAGGCUAGACUGGUUCCUUAAUUCCCAAAAGUAUAUGCAAUUGAGGGAAAUAUAACUUUAGUCUUAUUUAAUCUCUUCAUUCCGGAGAAUCGUUUAAGAGGAAUUUUUCACUUGUUAGAAGAAAAUAAAAGUAAGCAUAAAGUACAUCAACUGGAUUGGUUUGUGAUUCACUUGCGGAAUAUCUCACCUUCCUAUCACUUUCUUGUAUCUGCUUCGUCCUAGAAUAACAGCGUUAUGUUUGUUGUAUUAUUUCAACAGACAGAGUUUUAAUUUUGGGACGGAAAAAGUAUUGCGAACAUUGAUUUGAAUGUUCCACAACAGAAUCAUUCCAAAACCCACAUUGGUUGUGCAUCAUUUGUAGGACUAGUUCAACUUCAACGCCCAGAAUUCUAACCGUACGUACGUUUGAAUUCCUGGUGAUAUCAAAGCUUCAAACGUUGAAAAAUGCAGACUUGUCAAAAAUAUCUUUUAAUGUUUCGCUUUCAUUUCACAGAAAUCCAUUAGUGCCGUAGCUAAAUUUUCAUUAAAUCACAAUUUCCAUCCAUACGGAAGUCAUUGUAAUCUUUAAAUUAUUGAUUCAAUUCCUCUGAAUGAAAUGUAUUGUUUUGGGUUGUUAGGAAACAUUAGAAGAUGGGGGUUAAUAACAUCAUCAUCUUGUUUUGUUUUGCUGCUUGUGGCCUACUGUUGUGGACCAAAUAAAAUAAAUUGUAGAGUACCGUACCUAGUCUUUUUAAUACAUGAGCAUCAACUCUUGACUAGAUGCCUACCGUUAAUAGCCUAGAGGGAUAAUUUCCAGGAAAUAUACUGCAAUUAAGACUGUUGAAAAUUUUGAUAAUUUUAUAUAUGCAACAUCAUUAAUGAUUGGAGACAUUUGUGUAUGAACUUGUUUAAAUAAAAAAAUAAAAAAUAAAAAAAAGAUAGAGAAGGAAAGUUCCACUCAUUUGCAUCUUGAAGUGCUUGGUUCUCCAUGAACAAUGGAAAAAGUGGCAUCGGAUUAGUCAAGUUUUCUCCUAAUUCCUACUACUAUGAUUGAAAUUUGGUUUGUUUGUCGUUGAAGCUGAUUGUCUUAUGACCCCAACCUCUUGUGAUUUUUGAUCUGAGAACUUAUAUGCAGUGCCUUACGAUUUUUAUCACUCACACAAGAUUGAUUUAUCCCAAUUGUGUCUGAAUGUACGUAGAUGAGUAGUUUUGUAGAUGUGUAUGUUACUUUUGUUUUUCUAGUGAUAUGAAUAAAAUCGAAAAAGAAAAGAAAAGUGGACAAUGGUUUCUCAUCAAUAUUGUUGUUCUUUGUGCAGAUGUAUCCCAUAUAGAUACAAAUUACCACUCAACAAGACAUCCUUUGUGGAUGAGGAUUCACUUGAAGUUCUUGUCAUUAGUGCAAAGCGGAAAUGCAAAGGACUCCUGUUUCCAAGGGGAGGUUGGGAGACAGAUGAAAGCAUGCAAGAAGCGGCACAACGAGAGACAGUAGAGGAAGCUGGGGUUGUGGGCGAUCUUGCGAUGUAUUUGGGCAAGUGGAAAGGCCAAAAGAAGGAAAGUUACAUGUUUGGAUUAUUAGUGAAAGAGCAACUGGAGUUCUGGCCAGAACAAGAUAAACGCCAAAGAAUCUGGAUGAGCGUAAAAGAAGCUAGGAAAGAAUGCAAGCAAGAUUGGAUGAGUGGUGCUUUAGAAACGCUAGUGAAAGGGUUAACGACCAAUGAGAAUGAGGCAAAUUUGGGGUGUGGUUUCCCCCUCGGAGUACAGGACAAUAGGCGUUGCAAUUUGUAAAUGUUUUAGAGGUACAUAUACAUAGAGCCUGCUAAUGGACGAAUGACGAUACCGAAGGUUUUUGUCAAGUAGGAUGAAUGACCCUCUUUUGUGAGUUAGAUUUAACUAACUCCAGAAAAAUUGAUGAAAAUGAGGAACCCAAAUCUGUGUAAUUCCCGGCCGGCUUCAUUUUCGUGAAAUUGGAUUUCCACAACCGGUAAUCAUAAUUGUGCAAAAAGAUCGGAAUGUACUUCAAAAGAAGGAGGAGAUGGAGGUCGUAGUGCUAUUGAUUAUGAUGACUACUUAGUUAAGAGGACAAUCAAGUACCAAAUAUCUUGAUAUCAAACCUUAAAUGACUUUUGUAUUUCCUCUACUUUUGGUUUCCAUUCAAUUUUGGCCCUUCUUAGUUAUUUGCAUACGGAUAUUAUAAAUCACACUACAUCCAAUUCUCGCAACACAUCUAUAGGUACUUCCCAAUCUCUUGCCGAUCACUAAUCCUUUGCACAAUACUCUCUUUUUUUCAUAUAGAAUCACUGAGAAAAAAAAAUAAUUAUGGUAAUGUAUUCUUUUUUAACAUCUUUUAGACAAGUAAUAUUGAAGAGCUAAGCUACUCCAAUGGUUAAUUCGAAAGUCUGCACAAUAAUAUGGUUGAACAUGAUAAUUAAACAGAAAGCCCGCAAAAAUGUUGGUCCAUUUCCUGGAAACUGGCGACAUAAUGCCUGUCAAAUGUGAUCACCGAGUCUGGGCCUUUAAUGGUAAAUAAACAGAUUUGUUUCUAACAGGUAAGUUGUAGUACAAAUAUGCUUCUGGAGAUUGGGCCCUUCCAUUGAUCCUCCUUACAACUGAAGACGGAGAGAUAUCUAUUAUG
Molecule: messenger RNA, 3713 nt
Organism: Oldenlandia corymbosa var. corymbosa
Lineage: Eukaryota; Viridiplantae; Streptophyta; Magnoliopsida; Gentianales; Rubiaceae
Source: the annotation of a GenBank genome assembly